Molecule: messenger RNA, 1316 nt
Organism: Schistosoma mattheei
Lineage: Eukaryota; Metazoa; Platyhelminthes; Trematoda; Strigeidida; Schistosomatidae
Source: the annotation of a GenBank genome assembly
AUGUUACUAUUAUUAAAAGAUUCUGAUACUGUUGUUUAUUAUGAAAAAAGAAAUGGUUCCGUCUGCAGAUUGAGAGGUGAGUCCUGGAUUCGUGCUUUAGUAGUGGCUAGUCGGGCCUAUUUUUCUAUGCGUUCAUAUGGUCGUCGACUAGAAUUGACUAGUAUUUUAUCUGAUACAGAAAGGUGGGAAGUCGAAGUUUGUUUUCGAAUCGUUCUGUUACCUUCACCAUCCAAAAGAGAAUCUCAUUUACCUUCAGAUAAAUUAUUAGAAAGAUUAGAACAACGAGCUCAGUGGCGUAAUUUUCGAGCUACUUUCUAUUUGUCUGAUUCCGGUAAAAUUAAUGCCAUAAAACUCACGCAGUUACUACCUCCGUUCAAGGAUUCAACUGCUUUAUAUCCUUUGAAUCAACUGACAAUUAAGAGAAUUCUUGCUCCCAGUCUAUCUGGUCGACGUCAUUUACCCACUCCUACUUCUCAUGGUUUUGGAGAAUUAUCAUUACAACGUAACGAUGACAUCAAUAACUAUGGUAAUCAUAAUGAUGGCGUUAUAUUUUGGACACUGGGUAAUGUUAAGUAUUGGUUCCACGUAGUUGAUAAGAUUGUCAAACCAUUUGAUAUAGUUAUUACUUCCCUUCCCGACGAUCAAGCUCAUUCUGGUCUUGUGGGAAAAGAACAAACUGCUUGCAUUUGUCUGUCAAACGAUCAUCCGACGACAUGUGAUCAUACUACAAAUUAUAUACCACCUGUUCAAACUCCUUGUCAAUCGUUUUCAUUGAACUCUAUUUUAUUAGAAUUCUAUAUGAAACAUUCUCCAUCAAUUAGGAAUAGUAGUCAGAUUACAACAGAUAAACAACGAAGUUCGAAAAUGUAUUCUACAUCCUAUGGUCCAUAUAUAUAUCCAGCUUUUUAUUCAUUAGACAAUUCAACUAAAUCAAAUCACAUUCCUACCGUAGAACAAUUCAACUUAUCUAACUAUUUUGCUUCUUUUCCUUCACCUAGUGAUAUGUCCUCUGUAUUUUACUUAUGCAAACUCUAUAUUUAAAUUUUCGACCAGUCCUAUUUUGUAUAUUACAUAUAUCUUCAGAAAAAGCGAAUAGUAUCUAAGAUCAUAUCAAAUCUACAAGUACAUAAACAUACGCUCAUGUAUGAUAACUGAUGUAUCGGAAGUGUUCGACCAGUUGAGUACAGUUUCUGCACAAUACUUUUUCCCAUAUACUAGAUUUCUCCUCUGUUUUAAGAAACAGAUAUUCAGAGUACUUUUCUAUAGGAAAAUAUACCAGUGAUUUUAUCUGCAGUUUGUCAACACACAGCUUUUUA